UUAGCCUUCCCCGGCGGCCGCCAUGGUGCUGGAGAGCCUGGCUCGCAUCGUCAAGGUGCAGCUGCCCGCGUACCUCAAGCGCCUCCCUCUGCCCGAGAGCGUCAGCGGCUUCGUCCGCCUCACAGUUUCAGAAUGGCUGCGGUUAUUGCCUUUCCUCGGUGUGCUGGCUUUGCUUGGUUAUCUCGCUGUUCGGCCGUUUCUCCCCAAGAAGAAACAGCAAAAGGAUAGCUUGAUUAACCUCAAGAUCCAGAAGGAAAAUCCUAAAGUAGUGAAUGAAAUAAACAUUGAAGAUCUGUGCCUCACAAAAGCUUACUGCAGGUGUUGGCGUUCCAAGACCUUCCCUGUCUGUGAUGGCUCUCACAACAAGCACAAUGAAUUAACAGGAGAUAAUGUAGGUCCACUAAUACUAAAGAAGAAAGAAGUAUAGCAGAUACCUAAUCUAUUAGAUUAUGACUGAUUCAUCUUUUAUAUACUUGUAGUUGUAGGAGAUUACAUUUUAUUAUGUGAUUAGAUUGAUUUAGUCUAAYGAUUGCUGUAGAUCUCUUUUUGGGAUAAAUUCCAUUUAGACAGUGCUUGAUCUCACUGUUUUGAUACUUWAUUCUKWWMAGAAUWAAGUCUGCUGUGUAAAACAAAGUAAUUAUCUCUGUAAAUAAGUUGUUGAUUUCAAAAAUAAAAUGACUUCCUACAAUAAAGCCUUUUCUGUAUAAGCAUACAGUUAUAAAAAUGUCACUAUUUCUAAGUGACAGACCUGUACCUUUCUGGCUUUUUUUUUUUUGAUAGGUAGCCACUUUAUAAUUCUGGUUUUCAGGAACAAUUUCAAGUGUGGGAUAAUGUUACAGUUCCAGGCUGUAUAAGCUAAAUUACUGYACAGGUCAGUUCCCAACACUGUCACUCUCUUUCAAACCCCUAUGUUGAUUGUUAGAGUCCGAUUUACAGAUUGAGAUUUGUUCCUUACGUACUUUCCUCACACUGCAGAUACAUCUUCUUGUAGUAUUGUUCUGGAAGGAACUGGUUAAGUGACAGAGACAGAAGAGUGGAGUUGAGCUGGAGUCAUGGCUUGUUACUGGUUUACACAGAGCUUUGCUAUAGUACAGCUGAAUUUAAAGUGUGGGUACAUAAUUGUUACCCCAGCUAACAGCUAGGCUUUUAAUUAYGUCUUCUCAAGUGCUUUAUUCUGCAAUGAAGUACUACCCGUUUAAAAAUAAGUAGUUUGAUAUAUUGUUUAUACUACAAUUUUAGACAAUGGUACUAAGAAAGGGCUCAGCUGUUCUUUAACUCCAGUUCAAAUGAUUUGGUGGGAAGCCCCCAGAGCAGUCUGCAUUGCCUUWCUCCAGAGCUUAUUAACCCAGCCGAACAACAGAAACCAAGUCUUACUGCAACAGAAAGCAGUUCUCACAUCCUGGCUCUUACAGCACUGGAACUAACAGUAAACCUGACAGCAUUUGUAAGUGUUUGUAGGUAUCUAACAGUCUGUCUUUGCACCAAAAAAGGGCAGAUGAGGAUGUGAGUGUAUGUUAYAUGCAAGUAUUUCAUUGUACCAUGGUACAAGUCUUUGUUUUAAUGCUUUGUGUUGGUCUUAUCUUCAUGAAUGAGAACACACAUGAACAYUAUCUUAUUAGAACACUUAAAGUCCAUAAUGUUACCAGAUGUCUKAUACUGUAUUCAAAUACUACUUAGAGGUGCAUUAUAGCAAACACUAUCUAUAAACAGUACUCAGUGAACCCUUGUUAAAUCUUUAAAGCAAGUUUUGUAAUUGUAAUCUCUAASAGUAUUGAGUCCAAGCCCAAAUUCUUGGCUGUGCUAGAUGAAACAUACAACUGUUGAGACAAUGUUUUUGAGCUCUGCAAUCCCCAGCCUCCUGCAAGCCACUGUUGAUAUAUACAAGCCUGCAUGCAUUUCCAGCUUUUACCAGAGCGUUUGCAUUCAGAAAAAAAUUGAUUGUCCCACAUUUGUGAAUAAAAUGAGUCAAUCUUCUGUAUUCAAGUCCUUUGCUGUACUUGAACAACUUUGCUACAGCAGCACAAUAAAAUUGAUUUUGUUCCCCCUACCAACAAAGCUCCUCUAAAAGGGAAAUGACAGAUUGACCUCUUGAUUCCAUCUCUAACAGGGCCCCCUCUAACAGGGCUGAUUUUCUCUCCACUACUGCUAGAGGAGAGUGCUGCUAAACCAUCUACAAAGGUGGUUAUGAAACAAGUAGUUUGGGGGUUGUUUUUUUUCUAUAGGCAAGUGGAACACGUAUACAGUAGGUGCCUGCAACAGCAGUACUUAGUCACCAUUCCUUUCAGGAAGGACAUUUCAGUCAUUUGCACAAAUAAUAAAAUUAAAAUCACAGGAAAGAUAAUAACCAUUUCCUCGCAUUUCAAGGUCUGUGAAGGUAAUAUGUGCUCUCAUGGCUCUUACUGCAUUCAGAGAUUCCCAUCUUACCUAACAUAGGCCUGCUUCAACACCCUGCUAGGUGCAGAAAAGCUCCCUAUACAUCUGGUUUAUACAUGCUCUGGGGUUUAUUUUAAUAUCCUUGGCAGAACAAAUCAUUUAAUCUUCUGCAAAUGCCACCUGCAACUGUGCUAUAAAAACAAAGUAAAACAAAAGCUUAACAAGGCUGGUUGUAAUAUUUGCACUGCAGAAAACACAAACCAGGACUGCUGCUACUUUUGGUUACGAAGUCAGAUUUCUCUUUCUGCCUACCUGCCAGCUGGAAAUUGGCRUGCAGUAUGCUGAUGUCACAGCAGUGCUGCGGAGGGUAGCAAAGUGURCUCCAAGAUAAAGGAGAAAAUGCCACCAACAGCUACAGGCAUCACUCCUGUCCUUGUGCUCCCUCUGUCUUUGGAAGUAAAGCCUCUGUAACAACAGCUUUUGUCAAGUUAAUGAAACUUGCUCCAACAAUGACUUUGCAGCACCACACAGGAUGGGUUUGGCCGAUUGAUGCUGCAGGCAGCUUGGAUUCUUCAUCUGCAAGCCAUGCAUGGGACAUUUCAUUAUCAAGUUGAACACUGUGCUGAAGGGGAAGAAAACAAGCACAUUGCUGGAUCCUGUAACAGCCACGCUGUGCUUUGAAUGUGCAUCUGAAAUGCUCUUAUUUUGAUUGCAUAACAAGGUUAAGUAAUCAGUUAAUUUUUGAUUUCAUUUUAAGAUUCCAUCUCACACAAAGCAUUACUAAGCUGAUUGUAUUUCAGUUCUUACCCAUCACCACCAUCUUAAGGAAUGUGUCUGUGGAGCUCUCUCUCUCACUGAUAARAAUGGCUUUAGCUAGUUAUUCACAAGGAUCUGUC
Molecule: messenger RNA, 3269 nt
Organism: Nothoprocta perdicaria
Lineage: Eukaryota; Metazoa; Chordata; Aves; Tinamiformes; Tinamidae
Gene: CISD2
Product: CDGSH iron sulfur domain 2
Exons: 3
Coding region: 23-427 (134 amino acids)
Biological process (GO): autophagy of mitochondrion; regulation of autophagy
Cellular component (GO): intracellular membrane-bounded organelle; mitochondrial outer membrane
Molecular function (GO): 2 iron, 2 sulfur cluster binding
Source: RefSeq, a predicted model, not a curated record